AUGUCGACACCAUCUACAAAGAAGUCGUCCGCCGAGGAAGAAUUGGAAAAGCAGUAUCGCGAUUACAAAGCUCAAUUUGAUCAAUGGAAAGAGAAGAACAAAAGUUCUAUCGGUACCGAUGCUUACGAUGCCUAUGUGAAGCAGUUCCAAGAAUGGGAAAAAGAUGUGGAAAAACGCAGGAAGUCGCUGAGAGAAAAGGCAGAACGAGAGGCGAAUGAAUUACGAGCUCAAAAGGAAGAAGAAGAAAAGGCCAAACGAAUACAAGAAGCCAAAGAAGCAGAAGCAGCAGCAGCAUAUGCACAGUCUCAGCAGGCGUAUAUAGCUCACCAUCAGGCUGCAUUAGAACAGGAACACCAGCGAUUGCAGGCACAGCAACAAGCUGCACAAUUGGCUGCUCAAGUUGUUGUUCAGCAGCAGCCGCCAUUUGCAAAUCCGCCCCAACAUGUUACCCAGCUGACUGCUCAGGUUCCGCAAGGUGAUUUGAAUGCAGAAAACGUUUUCAAAGAAAUGGUUAAUGUUGUAAUGGGAGGAGCAGCGGCCGCGUUAGGGACAACUGUUACACAGCAACCUCCUCCAUCCAUGCCAGGAGCGCCUGGUCCCGCUGGGCCGCCGCCACAACUUUGGGGGAACACAAAAGUGACAUACGACAUGAAGGAUCCACUGUUUCUCAGAUGGGGAGCUCGAGCGGCACCCGCACACAAUCCACCUUGUAUCAGGCCACCCAUGCCUGUUGGACCUUGUUGGAUGUUAGAAAAUGCGCUCAGGGAGAAUAAAUUGGCAGUGGCUCCUGGUCCAAACCUUCCUCCGCCAAUAUUCAUUCAGCCACCACCAGUAAUCUGA
This is a messenger RNA of Haemonchus placei, 840 nucleotides long. The record is from the annotation of a GenBank genome assembly. NCBI's taxonomy places the organism in Eukaryota, Metazoa, Nematoda, Chromadorea, Rhabditida, Trichostrongylidae.